UUGUUUGGCUAUAAUGGAAAAAAUUAAAUCUGUUUUUAUCUCUCAAUGUAAAGGCCACACCUUCUAGCUUCUUCUCCCCACUUUUGGUUUUCCUCACCUAAUUAGGGAAAUAUUAGCAACUUAAUUUUGUGUGAAGUAAUUCUCUAGCUGACUGAUCUCGUUGAUCAUAUAACUUGGAGGAAACGUGUUACAUUAGAAAUUCCAUGAGAAACGUCGAGAAAAAUUUCCAAUUAUCAGUGGCCUGUUUGGCUAUAGUCAUAGUAUUGAUAGGUUUGUACACUCAAUCUUUAAACAAAAUGAUUGUCACUUAUGUUAUUGGUAUGUUAGGGAUCCUUGGUGUGUUUUUACCUGAUUGGGAGUCCUUUGAUCAAAGUGUCUCGCAAUGGUGCACCCCUCUCAAGGUGGAUGACUUUACCGUCGAGUCUUGCAGAUCGGUCAGGUUCAGAUUCUAUCCAGUGAGAAUGGCUAUCUUCAUGAUUGUUUAUGGGUUUGGUCUAUACAAGUGGUGUAUAUUUAUAUCCGCUCAAUAAAUUCACUAUGCCACAAUUUCUUUUCCUUUUUAAUUAGUAAGUAUGACAA
This is a messenger RNA of Solanum dulcamara, 579 nucleotides long. Its product is annotated as signal peptidase complex-like protein DTM1. NCBI's taxonomy places the organism in Eukaryota, Viridiplantae, Streptophyta, Magnoliopsida, Solanales, Solanaceae. The transcript has 2 exons. Gene Ontology annotation, biological process: anther wall tapetum development. Gene Ontology annotation, cellular component: endoplasmic reticulum membrane; signal peptidase complex. The record is from RefSeq and is a predicted model, not a curated record. Bases 204 to 530 code for a protein of 108 amino acids.